AUGUCUUCUCAAACAUACACUCUGCCUCCUCUCCCCUACGCCUACGAUGCCUUGGAGCCCGUCAUCUCCAAGGAGAUAAUGGAGCUGCACCAUCAGAGGCACCACCAGACAUACAUCAACAACUUGAACGCGGCAUUCUCCGCUCAAGUAUCUGCGACUGCGUCAAACAAUGUCCUCACAUUGGUUUCAUUGCAACAGAAGAUCCGUUUCCAUGGCGGUGGCCAUAUCAACCACUCACUGUUCUGGAAGAACCUGACUCCCCCCAACACACCUGGUAAUGAUAUCGGCGCCGCACCUACUCUGCGUGAAGCUAUCAUCUCCCGCUGGGGCUCGCACGAAGCCUUUGUCAAAGCGUUUAGUAACGAGCUUCUCGGUAUUCAGGGGAGUGGCUGGGGAUGGUUGGUGAGCAAGGGUGGUGUCAAGGGACGACUUGAGAUUGUUACAACCAAGGAUCAGGACCCUGUCAAUGAACCCGAUGUACCUGUCUUCGGUGUUGAUAUGUGGGAACAUGCCUACUACCUCCAAUACCUGAACAACAAGGCUGGCUAUGUCGAAGGAAUUUGGAAGAUCCUCCACUGGGCGGAAGCAGAGAAGCGCUACACUGCUGGCGUGGAAAGCCUACUGAAGCUGUGA
Messenger RNA from Penicillium coprophilum, 633 nucleotides. RefSeq names its product superoxide dismutase. Gene Ontology annotation, cellular component: mitochondrion. Bases 1 to 633 code for a protein of 210 amino acids. The record is from RefSeq and is a predicted model, not a curated record. Gene Ontology annotation, biological process: superoxide metabolic process. Gene Ontology annotation, molecular function: superoxide dismutase activity; metal ion binding. NCBI's taxonomy places the organism in Eukaryota, Fungi, Ascomycota, Eurotiomycetes, Eurotiales, Aspergillaceae. The transcript is spliced from 3 exons.